Trametes versicolor FP-101664 SS1 is the source of this 843-nucleotide messenger RNA. RefSeq lists its product as uncharacterized. The transcript is spliced from 3 exons. NCBI's taxonomy places the organism in Eukaryota, Fungi, Basidiomycota, Agaricomycetes, Polyporales, Polyporaceae. The coding region runs from base 1 to 843 and encodes 280 amino acids. Gene Ontology annotation, molecular function: oxidoreductase activity. The record is from RefSeq and is a predicted model, not a curated record.
AUGGCCACCGCAGCAGCACUCGCACCCCGCGACAUCCCGACCACGCUCAACUACUAUGUGCCGCUCGACGGCUCGACCGAGGCGCCCUAUUCAUACGUCGAGCCCCCGGCAGACAAGCCCCGCACCAACGUCGGCGGGGAGCCCUACCCCGUGACCAUCCGCGACGCCCGCACGAGCCAGGAGGAGCUCACGCUCGACAAGAACGGCUUCCAGUUCGUCAAGUGGCCGAGCGUCGAGAGCGCGUUCGACAACGACGAGCGCAUCAAGGAGAAGUACUACCCCGAGGUCGAGGAGCUCUUGAAGAAGGUCGCGGGCGCGAAGCGCGUCUUCAUCUUCGACCACACCAUCAGGCGCCGCAAGCCCGGAGAUUCUACUGAGGAGGGUCCUGGAAACCGUGGCCCGGCGGAGCGCGUGCACAUCGACCAGACCUACCAGGCGAGCGUGAACCGCGUCAAGUACCACCUCCCCGAAGACGCAGACCGCCUGCUCAAGUCGCGCGUGCGCAUCAUUAACGUCUGGCGGCCCAUCGAGAACCCCGUCGCGCACCACCCGCUCGCGGUCUCCGACUGGCGCUUCCUCGACGAGAAGGACCUCGUGUCGACGCGGCUCAUCUACCCGCACCGCGAGGGCAGCACGUACAGCGUGCGCUACAACCCGAACCACAAGUGGUACUACCUCUCGGACCAGACGCCGGAGGAGGUGAUCCUGAUCAAGUGCUUCGACUCAGAGGAGGACAAAGCGCGCCUGACGCCGCACACGGCGUUCCCAGACCCGACGGCGCGUAAGGACGCGCCGCACCGUCAGUCGAUCGAGGUCCGUGCUUUGGUGUUUGACGAUGAGUAG